This is a messenger RNA of Seminavis robusta, 3646 nucleotides long. NCBI's taxonomy places the organism in Eukaryota, Bacillariophyta, Bacillariophyceae, Naviculales, Naviculaceae. The record is from the annotation of a GenBank genome assembly.
CAAAACACAACCAGCUUUCCCGACAGACACUAGCUAGCUAGUAGAAGCAUCAUCAAAUCAUCCAUCAUAUAUCCAAAUCAUCCACGCUGUUGACUAAACCACACUUUGCUGAGACCAUGACGACGACUCCCAGUAGUACUACAAGCGACAGUUUGGGACCCAAUGCCCGUCUGUUGCAAGAAUCCUGUCCCGCCCUGCUGUCCCUCUUGUCGGCGAAUGGGAAAGAAUUGUUGGCCGUGUUGGAUAUGGAAACAGCUUCGGAUGGAUCUUCCCCCAAUGUAUCACCGCUGCCGACUACCGAAAUUCCCUGGUACUGGCAUCAAGUCCAUUUGAUGCUGGUUCUGCGAGUACUAGUGACACGUACAUCCAGUGGAUUGGCCACGGCCGUGGUGGAAAGCAAUUAUAACGAUUCUCGCACGGGUGGGGCUUUGCCCUUUCCCGACGCCACGCCGGCUCAAUUGUCGGAGCGUUUGACGUUGCUGCAGUCCUUACUGCAAAAGAUGCAAGACAAGUUGGAACAAUGGGAACAACAAGAGCAGCAAAUCGUAGAUGACAAUAAGAAGAAAGCCCCACUCCAAGCCACCAUGGGUCUUCUCGCCAAGGCGUAUCAAAUGAAACCCGUGGAAAAACGAAUUUUUCAAUUCUUGGUGACCACCAAAACCCAACCCAGUCCGACUGUCUUGGCAUUGGUGACACCCCACAACGGUGAAUUACCGACCAAGGGCGAAGACGAUGACAUGGCCUUUCGGAGUACCAUGCUACGCUAUGUGUGUGGCGUCACGGUCAUGUACUGGGGGACAUUGGCGAAUGAAGAUCACGAUCUGUGCAAGGAUCGCAUCUUGGUAUUGACACAAGAAGAAUACGGCAACGACAAGAUGUUGUCUGUCAGUGAAGAAGUCUGUCGGGUACUGUUCGGAUGGCCCUUGAAAUCCGAAGACAAAAUCAAAUUGUCCGGCACCAAACUACUCAAAUUGAUGCAACCCGAUGCGGCUGAUGGAUUCAUGAUGGAGGAUGGCGAUGAAGCAACGGACGAUGCCGGUUCCACCGAUGAGGAUGCCGAAGAUACCAUGGCAUUCCUAGGGCGACUCAGUUUGAGAGGAGAUGACGACAUGGUCAAGGAAUUGGCCAAAUUGGAACGGGAAGUCACAAAAUCUGCCGAUACAUUGCCUAGUUUGCCCGGUUUGGAGGAAGGGUCACCACAGGAGGAAGAAGAAACGACUCCUAGCGAAAAGGGUGCUGCCACUACUGCGACAACCGACACCGCCACUACGGAUGAUGACAAUGAUGAUGAUUCGACAGGCUCAUCGGAAGACAAGACCAAGCCACAACCCUACAAGAACGAAUUGGAAUAUCUGCAACAGUACUUUGAGAUUGUCAUGUACAAGGUUGUAUACUCGCGACAACGAGUGCAACAGGAAAUCCGCAAUGCGUCGCUCGGAGACACCAAACCCUCUUGGAUGCGCAGCUCGGCCGAAAACUCCAACUCCAAAUUCUCCGUAGGAGAAAUGUCCGCCAAGAUUCGCAUGGGACGACGCAAGAUGCAACUCUCCCUCGAAUUGACACGCAAAUCCGGAAAGUUUUAUCCCCGUCUCGAAAUACUCGCCAAACAGCUGCAGUUGGACGACUUCCACAAGUUUUGUCUGGUCUAUUUGGCCGGCGCCAUGAUUUCACCCAUUUUCAAAUCGUGCAUUCAAGGUGAAGAGUACUCGCCCAAGAAUGCCAAAGUGGGAGAUAUUCUGGUCGUCUACUUUGAUUCGUUUGCCGAACAAGUCGCCAACCGGACCUACUUUUAUCGAUCGUCCAAGCUGCUGCGAAAGGGAUUGAUCAAAUUCAUUGAAACGUACCAGCUCAACGACUUGACCGAUCAGGAACUUAAAUUGGAUCGCCGGGUUCUGGAUUGCAUUGUGGGACUCGACAAGGAAUCUUCCGAAAUCUCGACGGGCAGUCAUCUCUACGAACCCAAGGUUUCCUUGGAUGCCGUGGUCCUCCCGGGGCCACUCAAAGAUACCAUCACCAAGGCCGUCUCGCACUUUGAGCAGUUCCGAACGUAUCGCAAGCAUCAUCCAGACUUUGAUGACGCUAUUGCCUAUGGCGUGGGAUUGACUUUGAUGUUUUGUGGAAAGUCGGGGACUGGAAAAACAAUGACAGCAAACGCUAUUGCGGCAAGGCUGGGUAAAAAGCUCCUGCUGGUAAACUUUCCGCUACUGAACAAAAAGAGCGAAAACAAAGAAGGUGAAACAUCGAAAUAUCAGUCAAUCUUCCGGGAAGCGGAGCUAUCGGAUGCCAUUAUCUUUUUCGACGAAUGCGAGUCUUUGUUUUCCCAGCGCGGUUUUGGAGGGUCGUCCGAAACCACAGAGCUCUUGACAGAGCUGGAGAGAUUCGAAGGAAUUGUGUUCCUCGCCACCAAUCGACCCUUUGACUUGGAUGAGGCAAUGUACCGUCGCAUCAGUGAAGUCUUUGAAUUCAAACCACCCAACUACCUCGAACGUCUCGACAUUUGGAAGCUAGUGACAUCGCACGAUGCCGUACCGUGCGAUCCUAACAUUGACUGGGAAAGCAUUGCUCUCAAGUAUGAGCUCACGGGAGGUUUCAUCAAGAAUGCGGUCAUUUCGGCUUUGUUGGAUGCGGUGGGUCGUGAUCCUCGUUCCCCUUGCGUCAAAGAGGAGGACAUUUUGGAGGGUUGCAAAAAGCAAGUAAGAGGAGCGCUUCAAAUGGUGGAUUUCAACGAACGAGUCGUUCCACGGGGUGGCAUUAGCGACCUCGUCGUUGCCGAUUCCGUAAUGGAGAAAGUCCAUGAGAUUGUAAACUUGGAAAAAGCUCGGGCUAUUCUCUUUGGCAACUGGGGGUUUGAUGCUGACAUGAGAUCGCGGCAAGGUACAACGUCGCUCUUUUGGGGGCCCAGCGGCACAGGACGAAGCCGUGCAGCCGAAGCGAUUGGUUUUGAGCUCGGAAAGCCGUUGAAGGUUCUCGAUUUACCCCGCUUGCUGUCGGAGCGAAAAGGCAACGAAUCGCCCGGUGACGGCAGCGCCAAAUCCGUCCGCGCUGUCUUUCACGAAGCACGGUUGAUGGACGCCGUGUUGGUCCUCGAUGGAUUCUCCCUGGACACCGACGGCGGAGGCGGUGGGGGUGGCGCUGAUUCCCACGUACUGAACCUUGUGAUGAGAGAAAUGACUCGCUUCCCUGGCGUUGUCAUCAUGAUGGUGACCGCCUCAGGCUCCUUGGACGUGUUUGUGUCGCGACUUGACAAAUCUCUGGUGAAGAGCCUCAAGUUCUUGGUCGAGUUCCAGCUGCCAAGCACCAGCAAUCGUGAGAUUCUUUGGAAGAAGCUCAUGCCACCUGCGCUGCCGCUGAGCGAGGACCUGAACUAUAGAAAGCUUGCUGAAGCUUCGAGUGACUUUAGUGUAAGUCACAUUGGCAAUGCCGUUUAUCGAGCUGCUGCUACUGCAGCCUUGCGGAAGGACGCCAAGGACAGGUCCGUCAGCAUGAAAGCUCUCUAUGCGGCAAUUGAAGAAGAGAAAACGAGAGGAGAGUCCGCCGUAGAUCGUUGGGUCAAGGCUCAGUACAUCUAGAUUCUGCUAAUGAAAUAAAACCCUACAAUACACAACUUUUCGAUGUAUGGUUAGCCACUAAAGGGGCAAACAUGAAG